AUGAAUGAUUAUUCAUCCGAGAGCACUUCUUAUUCUUAUGAAUACAGCUAUGAAAAACCUAACUCAAAUGUUUGGUUGGCAACAGUUCCUUUGAUUAUUUCUAUCAUAGCAUGCGUGACAGUAUUGGGGAAUACCAUGGUGAUUGCUGCUUAUAUCCGAAGUAAUCGUAUCCGUGCUAAUGUGGCUAAUAUCUUCAUUUUAAAUCUAUCCGUAACUGAUUUUAUCGUAGGAGCUUUCAUGUGGCCAAUUAAUCUUACAUGGCUCAUCAAAGGUUACUGGUCAUUUGGUGAAGUCCUUUGCAAGGUUUGGUUGAUUACGGACUAUACGGUGAGUGUGGUGUCUGUUUUGACCAUGGUACUCAUUAGUUGGGACCGGUACUGUCUAUUGACAAUGGGGGUCCAGUAUCAGACGUAUCAGACCAAUAAAAGGGUGACACUAAUUGUACUUGGCAUCUGGAUAGUUGUUUUUACAUGGUAUACUGUACUUGCAUUUGCGUGGAGUCCAGUAACUGGGAUGUCUUCUGUAAAUUAUGCUUAUAACUGUGAAAUGGAAUUUACAUACAGCCUUGGUGGAACAGUUCUCGUGAAUGUUCUAGAGUUCUUCAUCCCGCUUACAGCCUUGCUAAUCAUGAACAUAGCCGUAUAUGUCAAUAUCAAACGGCGAUCGAAGGGUAUUGUGGGACCGAGCCCCCUUACAAACCAACUGACUCUAUCCAUUUCUAGAAAUCAGGAACAAUCCACCCAUUUUUCAGAGAACAGAAAUGUCGUUCAAUCUGGAAAUGUUUUGAAUAAUCAAAACGAGGAAGAUCGGAUCGCCACCUCAUCUAAUCUAGUCGCUGACACUAUCGAAGGAAGGGCAAAUGAACGGACAUCAGGUAACAAUGCAAUAGGCAACAUUUCGGAAACAAAGGAAAGAACAUUGGCAAGACAUCGUAAAGCCGCUGUUGUCCUUGCCAUUCUUGUAGGAGGUUUCCUGAUCUGUUGGUUGCCUAUCCAAUUCAUCUUCAGAGGUCCUUAUCCAGAAGAUAUUAAGGGUCAAGACAAGGUCAGAGAAAGGUCAACAAACUUUCAUUGGUAG
Molecule: messenger RNA, 1077 nt
Organism: Lytechinus pictus (painted urchin)
Lineage: Eukaryota; Metazoa; Echinodermata; Echinoidea; Temnopleuroida; Toxopneustidae
Product: histamine H3 receptor-like
Exons: 2
Coding region: 1-1077 (358 amino acids)
Biological process (GO): chemical synaptic transmission; G protein-coupled receptor signaling pathway, coupled to cyclic nucleotide second messenger
Cellular component (GO): plasma membrane; dendrite
Molecular function (GO): G protein-coupled serotonin receptor activity; neurotransmitter receptor activity
Source: RefSeq, a predicted model, not a curated record